Messenger RNA from Labeo rohita (rohu), 2812 nucleotides. It is a transcript of the gene b3glctb, whose product is annotated as beta 3-glucosyltransferase b. The transcript has 15 exons. Gene Ontology annotation, cellular component: membrane. Gene Ontology annotation, molecular function: acetylglucosaminyltransferase activity. The record is from RefSeq and is a predicted model, not a curated record. Bases 227 to 1699 code for a protein of 490 amino acids. NCBI's taxonomy places the organism in Eukaryota, Metazoa, Chordata, Actinopteri, Cypriniformes, Cyprinidae.
CGAUCCUGGCCAUCUCAUUACCUGCUUUGUUUAAAUAAAUAUUUACCUGGACCAAGCGAUCAAUGCCACUAACGUAGACGUAAUCAUCAUACGCCACCGCUGACCACCAGAGGGCGCACCUCACCAGCUUUAUUGCUCGAUUCUGGCGUAUUCGGAUUUGUUCUGUCUUUCUGCGGCCGGUGUGAUACCCACUAGCUUUUUGGCACGCUAACCCCCGUUAAAAGCUAUGCCUGGAUACACUGUCAUAUAUUUCUGCUGUUUUCUGCUCCCCUUUGUGCCUACUUGCAUUGCUUUUAACGACGGAAACUCAGAAAAACAGGAAAGAAGUGAUUCACAUGUCUUUGACCAUCUUACUGAAGUGCGGGAUGUGAUAUUUGUGAUACGGAGUCAGAAAAACUCAUAUCAUACCCACAGGGCUGAACAAAGAAGAACAGAGCUUCUCCAUGAGGCUCAAAUCCUAAACCAGAGUUCACCAGAUGUUGUGCUCCUUCACAAGCUGUCAGAUUAUGAUGGGAACUGGAGCGUUCUUCCGGCACUGCCGCGCCUUGUCUCACGGUACUGUCAAACAUCUUCAUGGAUCGUGUUUUUGGAAGAAGAGACCAACGUGAACUUAAACAACCUUCUGCAGGUGCUGAGCAAAUUCACCACAAGAAAGGAGUGGUUUCUGGGCAGACCCCUCAAUGAUGAUGAACCAACAAUUAUCCACCACUACGCUUUCUCAGAGAACCCCUACAGCUUCAGUUAUCCUGAUUUCAUGGCUGGCUGGGCCCUCAGUUGCCCCCUGGCUAAGCGAAUUGCAGAGCGUGUGAAUUAUGAGCCGCCCAAAUCGGAUUUCACGAUUGACCUUCAACAUGAGAUUGCCAUGUACAUUUGGGAAGAAGGGAGAGGUCCUGCUUUGACUGCGGUGAAUGAGUUUUGCUCAGAGCCACAGAGCUCGUUCUCAACAGGAGACUGUGCUACAACCGUCAACACCUACUCGUCUGCCUGUGGAAAACCUGUGCAGAAGGAGGACAUCUUUGUUGCUGUUAAAACAUGUCAAAGAUUUCAUGGAGAUAGAGUUCCUUUAGUUAAACAGACAUGGGAAAAAGACGCUGCCUCGUUGGAAUACUACAGUGACAUCACAGACCCAUAUAUACCCACAAUCCACUUGGGAGUCCCUAACACAGAGAGAGGGCACUGUGCAAAAACAUUUGCCAUCCUGAGGAGGUUUGCGAGUGGGGCGGUAACACAAGCUCCUUGGUUGCUCAUAGUGGAUGAUGAUACACUGAUCAGUCUACCCAGACUCCGGAGGCUGCUGAGUUGUUAUGAUCCAAAAGAAGCAGUGAGUGUUGGAGAACGUUACGGCUAUGGGCUUCUCAGGGAUGGCUACAGCUACAUCACAGGAGGUGGAGGGAUAGUGUUCAGUAGAGUAGCGGUGCAGAAUAUUUUGGCAGGUGGCUGCGGCUGUCGCAGUUCGGAUGCCCCUGAUGACAUGGUGUUGGGGAUGUGUCUAACCACACUGGGAAUCCCGGUCACACACAGCCCACUAUUCCAUCAGGCCCGUCCACAUGAUUAUGUGAAAGAGCUUCUGGCACGGCAGAACCCAAUCUCUUUCCACAAACACUGGAACAUCAACCCUGUGGCCAUCUACCAGCACUGGCUCGCAGAACCCAGACAGAAGAGACCACACUUGCUCACAAAGACCAGAGAGGAGCUGUAGAUGAAGCUUAUGGAGUGAGUGUAUUUCAAAAUUACAAAAAAUUAUCCUAUGUUUUGUUAAAACAUAGGACAAAAACUUUUUUUUUCCUUAAAAUAUCACACAUUACAGAAGUAAACUGGGUAAAAUAUGAGCUUUUUGGCUUUUUUUCAUGGAAAAGUUCAUUUAUUUCAGUAGUUCAACUCUUAAUUGUGAAACUUGUGUAUUAAAUGUAUGCAGUGCACACAGACUGAAGUAGUUUAAGGCUUUGGUUCUUUUAAUUGUGAUGAUUUUGGCUCACAUUUAACAAAAACCCAUCAAUUCACCCUCUCAACUUCAAGAGUACUAAACUAAGUUCUCUUUCGUUUCUUAUUGUGCUUAAACUGUCAAAUACACACAAGUUUAUGUUAAAAACACACGAGUUACAAAAACAGUCAGUUAUGUGUGUGAAGGUAAACAGCUGGGAAAGAAAUUGCAUGUUUAUAUUAAAUCUGUGUGGGAGCAGCUAACAUACAGCAAAUAAAUCAAUAAAUCCACUGCUCUCUUGUCUCCUCUAAGGCUGAGACUCUAAAUAGUGUUUUGUGCUUGUCUAUACAGCCAACGACAGAACAGUUAGCAUGCUUUGCUCAAAGUUUUGCCGAAACGUUAAAAUAGUAUACCGUUGUCGCUUUCAAAAACAAAAUGAUGCUACCAAGGGUGUAAACGUGCAGAUUAAGGGGCCGUAAUAUUAUAAUAAGAUUCCCUUACCAUGUUAGGGGGGAACAGAAUUUUUUACAUGUUUGAAGAAAAAGGUUUACCAAACCAAAGUUACUGGGUUGUCCUUUGUCCGUUUUCUGGGUUGGUAGAUGCACUGGAGACCCGAUUAUAGAUUUUCAUUAUUUGUCACCUUUAAGGUCAUAAACUGUCUUAUUCAUAAUGAUGAUGCUGUUAUAAACGGAAGUUGUGGAUUUAGAUAAAUUGGGUGCUUUCGAAUACAUUUUCUGUUUUACAGUGGUGUUAAACAGAUGGUGUUUGAUUUGAUAAUUGAAACUGAAGUGUAAAACUUGUUCAGAUCUAUUUGUACAAUAAACAUAUAAAUCACUUUGUCUGUGCUACAAUAAAUAAACCUGAGAUACUUAUGCACCAUUUACAACGUUA